AUGAUUGGAGCAGAUGAUGCUGCAUUCAACGACUCCUCAUAUACUGCUACUGAUAAUGUCCGGAGAGGUUUGGCUGUAGAUACGGAUAAUAGUGACCCUUUUUCCGACCCAGCAACCUACACAAGUGGCAGCUCCUCGCGGCGGAUGACUCGACGUCGAUUACUGCGCGCUCUACUUGAUAGUCAGACUGCAUCGUCUAAUGCUGUUGCGUUUGGAUCUAGCAGAAACCAUUUGAACAGACCUGUUGAUGGAUCUCUGCUUUUUUUAUCUGCUCGUCAAAUACACAGGGGAAUUUUUACUAGUGAUGCCUUGAUGCCAGCAGCAGGGCAUUCUCAACGUAUUGAAUCUGCGUCUGAGCACCAUACACACCCCUCCCAAGCCGAUGAGUACUUGGACUAUAAUGAAAAUUUAUCUGUUCAGUCUGAUUUAGGAACAGCAGCUCAUUCUAAUGCAUCAGCACCGAAUCAAACUCGAAAUAGAUCUGGUCCACUGUCACAUCAACUGCAGUCAGGCCAGUGGAUGUCUAUGCUUCAGAUCCUUGGAUGGUUACUGAUCUUUAGAGUCAAUAAUGCUUUAUUGGUUAAAACUUAUUUUGAUCCAGACGAAUUUUGGCAGAGUUUAGAAAUUCGUGGGUUUGCACAUCCACUGUUGUUUGCCGCUGUAUACAAGAUUUUACAAGUAUUAUCACUCGACGACACAUUUUUUUUGACUAUUGCACCUAGAAUUGUUCAAGGAUGUAUUGCAGCCAUAGGGGAUUUUUUCACGUUUUUGCUUGCAUAUCGUUUAUUUGGAAUGGCGACUGCUUUUUGGACGAUUGCGGCAGUGCUGCUAUCGUGGUUCAACUAUUUUUGUCUAGUGAGAACCUAUUCGAAUUCCUUGGAAGCCUGUUUAACAUCCAUUGCACUGUACUACUGGCCUUGGAGUCGCGAUGAAGUACAAGGGAAUCGGCCAACUCGACGUAAUUUUCGUAUUUCACUUAUUUUUGCUGCACUAUCGUGCAUUGUUAGACCAACAAGUGCUAUUUUGUGGAUAUUUCUUGGAACGUCACUCUUGUUUCGAAAAUCAAUUCGAAUUUAUGCUGUAGUAAACGACGUACUAAUCACAAUGAUUGCAGCAAUAGGAGUAUCAAGUGCCAUAGAUUUUCAAUUUUACCAGACAUGGACAUUUACUCCAUACGAGUUUCUCAAACUCAACGUACUCCAAAAUAUUGCCGAGUUUUACGGUGGACAUCCAUUUCACUGGUACUUUACCCAAGGCAUUCCGGUUGUACUUCUUACUUUGUUACCUAUAACUGUAUGGGGUGUACUACAUACCCAAUAUCCACGAGAACGAGAGUGUUUUUGGAUGUGCCUAUGGACAGUCUUUUGUUUGAGUUUACAAAAACACAAAGAGUUUAGGUUCUUGAUGCCAAUUCUUCCGCCCUUGUUGGUUUAUGCUGGACAUGGCUUGCGUGUGAUUGAAGCUAGCGAUUAUGUUACGGAUCUAGUUGCUAAUAGCACCGCGGGAGAUGCCGAAGAUGAUGCUGAUAACGAUGAAGAAUACAACAAUCUUGAUAUAGAUGACAUAGUUUCAUUAAGAAGGCGUAGACCGUUUUCGCACGCAGCUCGUGAGCGUCAACAGCAAAAUCAAUCGCAGCGUAGAUCUUUGCGCCAUCCAAAAACACGACCAGCAAAGUGGCUAUGGAAGGUUUUGGCUGUUGUCGGGAUAACAAAUAUAGCAACAGCGUUUUAUUUGUCUCGAUCACAUCAACGUGGCAUUAUGGAGGUCAUGAAUUGGCUGCGUAUUGAGUUACAUGGUGGAAAGGUUUCCGACAUUUUGUUUUUGAUGCCAUGCCACUCCACUCCGUUUUAUAGUUACUUGCAUAGAAAUAUACCCAUGCGAUUUAUUACAUGCGAACCGCCCAUUGGAGUUGAAAACAGAAAGGGGUAUCAGGAUGAAACAGAUGUGUUGUAUAAUAACCCACUAUACUUUUUUCAAACCUAUUUUGACCCACGAGUCGGUGCCAAGCUACUUGGUUGGGCCAACACUACAUCCACAUCGGAUUUUACCGACUAUUCUGAAUCUCCUAUUACGCCAAAUAUUUCCGAACUGCCGUUUGUUCGAAGAAUUGAGCCAAUCACAGACGCCUUUUCCUUUUUGAAAUCCCAAACUCGUGGCAAGUAUAUUGACGUUCCUGGACAAGGAUAUCAGAUCUUGCAGCAUAAAUGGUCGAGCCAUAUCAUAAUGUUUGAUAACCCUAAACUCUUUUCAGUCGUGUCGAGUGUUUUACAAGGAUCAGGAUACAGCAUAUGUGCACGAUUUUUUAAUAGUCAUUUUCACGACGAUCCUAAACGUACUGGAGAUGUGAUUGUGUUGUGUCGGCUUUUUUUGAAAGUGCUCCAUGCAUCAGGACACGAGUCAUUUGUUUUACACGCUACAAAAUAUGGUCGGAUUUUCCCGGCGGAGCUUUGA
Molecule: messenger RNA, 2451 nt
Organism: Batrachochytrium dendrobatidis JAM81
Lineage: Eukaryota; Fungi; Chytridiomycota; Chytridiomycetes; Rhizophydiales
Exons: 8
Coding region: 1-2451 (816 amino acids)
Biological process (GO): GPI anchor biosynthetic process
Cellular component (GO): endoplasmic reticulum membrane
Molecular function (GO): alpha-1,2-mannosyltransferase activity
Source: RefSeq, a predicted model, not a curated record